Molecule: messenger RNA, 1038 nt
Organism: Musa acuminata AAA Group (dessert banana)
Lineage: Eukaryota; Viridiplantae; Streptophyta; Magnoliopsida; Zingiberales; Musaceae
Product: large ribosomal subunit protein eL20z-like
Exons: 4
Coding region: 83-559 (158 amino acids)
Source: RefSeq, a predicted model, not a curated record
GAGGAAGAGAAGAAGAUGAAAGAAGGCAAAAGGGGAGAGGAGACGGAGAGGGGUCACGACAAAAGAAAGGGGAGGGGGGAAGAUGAGCGAGGAGAGCAAGGACAAGCCGCAAUGCAGCACCUUCCAUGGCGCCUCCGACCACGCCCAGCCCGCCAGCAUCGGCUUCCCCCUGCCGGUGCCGCCGCCGGGCCUAACAAUCGCCCAUUCCCCCUCUCCUGCCUCUCCGGCCGGCUUAACCGCCGCUCAACCUCCCUUCCCUGCGCCUCCGCAGCAGCCGUUGCCUCCCUCUUACGCCCACGACUACCAGGCCGCCCCAGGUUAUGCACAUGUCGUUGAAGGAAGACCAGAGACACUGCCAAGUCUCCCUUGCUGCGGCUUGGGCAUCGGUUGGGUUUUGUUCAUAAUUGGAUUCUUUCUGGCUGCGAUCCCAUGGUAUGUUGGCGUGUUUUUUCUACUUUGUGCCAGAGUAGACCACAGAGAGAAACCAGGCUUAGUCGCUUGCACAAUUGCAGCUGCGCUUUCUGCAAUUGCUGCGAUUAUCGGUGGUGCAACCAGUUGAGCUGACGUGUGUGUGUGGCGAGAUUAAUAAUUAGUAAUGUGUAUGUAUGUAUGUGUCUUGUCUUUCCAACUCGCCAUAUAGAAAGAAAUGGUAGCCAAAAUAUCACUCAAUGUCGGAAUUUCAUACGAGAUCAUGAGACGGAGCCCUGUAAAGGUAUCAUUUGUUUAUUCCUUGGGUUCUUGUGAGAAAGAGCAAAGGUUGAGUGGCUGUUCCUUUUGUCUAUCUGACUUUUACUUGCCAUUGGGGGGACAUGUAACUACUCUUUAUGUUCAGCCAUUUAGAGUCUGUCGAGGCGUGUUAAAGCCUUCUUCUUUUGCCUCCCCCGCAGAUGGAUAAGCUUGGUAGGUAGAUUUGAUAACAAUACGAUGAGAACGAGUCAGCUUGAAUGACUUGUACCUAUCGAAACAAUUACCGGUAUUCAAUACCAACAGGAGCAUGUCAAGCUGUAUUCAAAAUAGAAAAAAAUGGACAACACUUGG